AUGGCAACGUCCCAUACGGCCAAAUUACUCUGGACACCCGCAAGUCCAAGCAAAACUCGAACCGCUGAAUUUCUGAGAUUUGUUGAGAAAAAACAUGAAGUCCGUUUGGCUGACUAUGAGGCUCUUCGCCAAUGGAGUAUCUCGGAUAUAAAUAUCUUCUGGGAAGAUGUGUGGCAGUUCACUGGCUUUCAAGACCGAAUGUGGCCACGCCCACAUUAUUUUGUUGGCGCAAAGCUGAACUUUGCAGAGAAUCUACUGUUCCCGACUGCAGAUCCCCCCGAAGACUCAUUCGCUGUCAUAGAGGCAAACGAAACGGAAAGGUUCUUUGUGACAUGGCGUGAGCUUCGCGAACGAGUAAGGCAGUGCUCACAUGCCAUGCGUGCUGUUGGUCUCGAGCAGGGUGACCGCGUUGCUGGCUUUGUAGCGAACCACUGCAAUGCACUUGUCGCUAUGUUAGCAGCUACGUCCAUCGGUGCGGUAUGGACUGCAGUCUCCCCUGAUACUGGUGUUCAAGCUGUACUCGACAGAAUACAGCAAAUAGCACCGGUGUUUCUGGUUGCCGACAAUGGUGUCAUGUACAAUGGUAGAGUGCAUCAGACACAUGAUAAGAUUCAGAGUAUAGUCGAAGCGCUGCCGCAGCUCAAGACUUGCGUGGUUUUUGAGACUGUGCCGAAUACAAAUCUUGAUAUUGCAAGCCUUACAUUCCAAAGCGGCAAGGCUUGUUGGCAUUCUCAAUUCGUACAAAGCGUCCCGAAUGAUUCACGCUUGGAGUUUACUCAAUUGGAACCCGAUCACCCGGUCUAUAUUCUCUAUUCUUCAGGUACGACUGGGAAGCCCAAAUGCAUCGUUCAUGGUGCUGUUGGUACGCUCAUUCAGCACAAGAAAGAGCACGACAUUCAAUGUUCGAUCCGGCCUGGGGAUAAGUUGUUCUAUUUCACAACAUGUACCUGGAUGAUGUGGCAUUGGCUCGUCUCUGGCCUUGCUACUGGUGCCACCAUCGUGCUCUACGACGGCUCGCCCUUCCGGCCACUAGAUGAAGAUGGGAACGGCGAAAUGGCUAUGCCUAGCCUGAUUCGACAACUGGGUAUCACUCAUUUCGGCACCAGCGCAAAAUACCUCUCCAUACUAGAGCAGAAAAAUGUGUAUGCAAGUCAGGAGGCCAACUUAUCUACAUUGCGGGCUGUUUACAGCACAGGCUCACCGUUAGCGCCGUCAACGUUCGAAUAUGUAUACCGAUGCUUUGGCUCGGACGUCAAUUUGGGCAGUAUUACUGGUGGCACUGACAUAAUUUCACUCUUCGGUGCCCCUUCACAGAUCUCACCGGUCUAUGCUGGUGAGAUCCAAGUUCGAGGCUUAGGCAUGGCGGUCGAAGCUUGGGACUAUGAAGGUAAGACUGUCACAGGCACGGGUGAAGCAGGUGACCUAGUCUGCGUGAAGCCGUUCCCUUGCCAACCAAUUAAGUUCUGGGGAGAGCAGGGUGAAACAUUAUACGAGAGAAGUUACUUCGAACAAUUCCCCGGUGUAUGGCAUCACGGUGAUUUUGUCCGGAUUAAUCCCGCGACUGGAGGUAUGAUCAUGUUGGGGCGAAGUGACGGCGUGCUUAAACCUGCAGGAGUCAGAUUCGGAAGCUCGGAGAUCUAUAAUGUUCUUUCGCAGCAUUUCCCGGAAGUUGAGGACUCACUCUGUAUUGGCAGACGACGUCAAAGUGAUUUGGAUGAGACGGUUGUUUUGUUUGUGAAGAUGGCCCAGGGUCAGAGCUUGACAGAUCCUAUGCGAGACAAUGUCAAGAAUGCAAUCAGAAGACACCUCAGCGCCAGACAUGUGCCUCACAUGAUUGAUGAAACCCCGGAAAUUCCUAUCACUAUCAACGGCAAGAAGUCAGGAUUUCCCCCAACUUUUGUAGACACCAGCUGA
Molecule: messenger RNA, 1914 nt
Organism: Bacidia gigantensis
Lineage: Eukaryota; Fungi; Ascomycota; Lecanoromycetes; Lecanorales; Ramalinaceae
Exons: 2
Coding region: 1-1914 (637 amino acids)
Biological process (GO): lipid metabolic process
Cellular component (GO): cytosol
Molecular function (GO): acetoacetate-CoA ligase activity
Source: RefSeq, a predicted model, not a curated record